Messenger RNA from Helianthus annuus (common sunflower), 789 nucleotides. RefSeq lists its product as uncharacterized. The coding region runs from base 1 to 789 and encodes 262 amino acids. Lineage: Eukaryota; Viridiplantae; Streptophyta; Magnoliopsida; Asterales; Asteraceae. Gene Ontology annotation, molecular function: zinc ion binding; nucleic acid binding. The transcript is spliced from 3 exons. The record is from RefSeq and is a predicted model, not a curated record.
AUGACUACUGCUGUUUCUACUGUCAUGACCAGUGCUGUUUCUACGGUCAUGACUUCUGCUGUUACUGUCACUACCGGUCUAGUGACACCACUGCCUAAUGCAGUGUCGCAUGCUGAGAAACCAGAGAAAUUCAGUGGUGUGAAUUUCAAACAGCGGCAGCAAAAGAUGUUCUUUUAUCUGACCACACUGAACCUGGCAAGGUUCUUGACUGAAUCUAAACCCCAUGUUGAUGAAGGGGAUAUGGAUGGUCAAUCUGUGAGCACGAUGCAUGCUUGGAAUCAUUCCGAUUUCCGGUGCCGCAACUUUAUUUUGAAUGGUUUGGUGGACACAUUGUAUAAUGUGUAUUGCAAAGCAAAGAAUGCCAAAGAAUUGUGGGAGUCUUUGGAUCGCAAAUACAAAACAGAAGAUGCUGGCACUAAGAAAUUCGUGGUUAUCCUUCACGAUAUUCAUGCGGAAGGAAUGAUGCUCAGCGAAACAUUCCAAGUUGCUGCAAUGAUCGAAAAAUUGCCACCAAGUUGGGUUGAUUUCAAGAACUAUCUCAAAAGACAACAAAGUGGCCCUAAAAAGGUUGAUGGUCCUGAAACAGUGAAGGCCAAUCUUGUUGAACAUGGCCAAUCUUCAAAGGGAAAAAACAGUGGAAAGGGUGGAAAGAAAAGUCAUGGGAAACGCUCCAACCUUGGUCCUAAGGGAGGAGUUGGGAAAAAGAAGUUCCAAGGAACUUGUUAUAAUUGUCAAAAGCAAGGCCACAAGGCCAGUGAAUGCAAGCUUCCCAAGAAGGAAAAUGCUUGA